Messenger RNA from Acanthochromis polyacanthus (spiny chromis), 1245 nucleotides. RefSeq names its product jagunal homolog 1a (gene jagn1a). Gene Ontology annotation, biological process: granulocyte colony-stimulating factor signaling pathway; vesicle-mediated transport; endoplasmic reticulum organization. Bases 64 to 615 code for a protein of 183 amino acids. The record is from RefSeq and is a predicted model, not a curated record. The transcript is spliced from 3 exons. NCBI's taxonomy places the organism in Eukaryota, Metazoa, Chordata, Actinopteri, Pomacentridae. Gene Ontology annotation, cellular component: endoplasmic reticulum membrane.
CAGAAAUUUGAACAACGACCUCCACCAGACGAGAGGAAAUUAACUCCGCCGGUUUAUCUCAACAUGACGUCACGUGUUGGCCCUCGAGCUGCUGGCGCUAACGGCACCGACUUCAAACACAGAGAAAAGGUGGUCCCACAUUACCAAAUGAGUGCUUCCCUAAAGUCAGAGGUGCGGAAGUUAAACUUGGUCCACCUUGUGAUCUGGCUGCUGGUAGCUGCACAGGUGACUGUCAGCCACUUCAACCUGGUGUCACAUGACAUGGUGUCCAUGCCGUACCAGUGGGAGUACCCCUACCUGCUCAGCCUCCUGCCUCUGCUCUGCAGCAGCCUGUCUCUCCCAAAGAACAAUAUCAGCUACCUGGUCAUAUCCAUGAUCAGUGCAGGGCUGUUCUCUGUGGCGCCUCUUAUUUAUGGUGGUAUGGAGAUGUUUCCUGUAGCACAGCAGCUUUACCGGCAUGGAAAGGCCUACCGCUUCAUUUUUGGCUUCUCUGCAGUGACUGUUAUGUACCUCAUCAUGGUGGUUGCUGUUCAAGUGCACGCCUGGCAGUUAUAUUAUAUGAAAAAACUAUUAGACUCAUGGUUCAACGCCACUCAGGAGAAAAAGAAGAAAUAAUGGAGUAAAGAAAGCUUUGAUUGAGCUAAACUGUGUUUUUAUCUUAAUUUAUACAUGGUGUAUGAAUCUCAGUUAUGUCUACUUAUUUAGCCUUUGUUAUUAUAUAACAUCAUGCAUUAGAAACCGGUGUUUUCAGAUACAGAAAUGUAAACUUAGGUAAGCUCUGCAAUUUAUACAUUUCUGUAUCAUUAUUAUUUAUUUGAGGCACACAUAAUGAGAGGGCUGUACUACGAAGCAACACUGUUAGGUUAGCUAGAUAUGUUGGGUCUUGAAACGGCUAUUGUGAUACUCAUUGUCUCUGGGAUUUUAGGUUUCCUCAGAGCAACUCACACAAAGAAAACCUGGAUAUGUCAAACUUGCUUCCUAGUACAAGCCAAGAUAAAGUUGUAGUCUCUCAAAGAACAUUGUUAUUAUUUGGAAAGAAUAGAUAUAGAGGUAAAGACUGUAACUGUUUCCUAAAAACAAAUUUUGCUUAGAAAUUGUUCUCUUAUGUGUAAAAUGAAGUAGAUUUGCCUUUGCUGCAGAUGUGCUGAUGCUGUCUCCUUCAUUAAAUCUCAUAAUGUUUUGUUUUGUUUUGUUUUUUUGUAAAUUGCAGUUAAGCAAUAAAAUAAAGAUGUUAAUAUAUGUCUA